Molecule: messenger RNA, 2592 nt
Organism: Drosophila nasuta
Lineage: Eukaryota; Metazoa; Arthropoda; Insecta; Diptera; Drosophilidae
Gene: Vps26
Product: vacuolar protein sorting 26
Exons: 2
Coding region: 297-1922 (541 amino acids)
Biological process (GO): intracellular protein transport
Source: RefSeq, a predicted model, not a curated record
UUACAAGUUGCAGAACCAUACAAGCGACAAGUAACUAGCAGCAUUAAUAUAGGCAAGCAAGCAGUAAAAAAUAUAUAAAUAUAAAAAAAAACAGUUUUAUAACGUAUUCAUAUUGUACUCAAACUGGCAGGACGCUGCGCCGAUCGUAACAACAACCGAAAGAGCAAUAACAUUCCACAUUACAAAAUUAUUUCGACUGCUGCUGGCCAGUGUAACUCAACAUAACACAUACGAAAAAAAGGAAAAAGAAAACAAAAGAAAACUAUAUUGUGAAUCACAAACAAUCAUUAGCAAUAAUGAAUUUCUUGGGUUUUGGCCAAUCAGCCGAAAUUGAGAUAGUUUUCGAUGGUGCGGAAAGCCGGAAAACAGCUGAGGUCAAGGGCGAGGAUGGCAAAGUGGAGAAGAUGCUGCUCUUCUAUGACGGCGAAACAGUAUCCGGCAAGGUAAAUGUAACGCUUAAGAAGCCGGGCAGCAAACUGGAACAUCAGGGUAUCAAGAUCGAGUUCAUUGGCCAAAUUGAAUUGUUCUACGAUCGCGGCAAUCAUCACGAAUUCAAAUGCCUAUCCAAGGCACUGGCCCGACCCGGCGAUCUCAUACAGAACAACAGCUAUCCGUUCGAUUUCCCCAAUGUGGAGAAACAAUUCGAAGUCUAUGCCGGCUCCAAUGUGCGUCUGCGUUAUUUUCUGCGCGCGACAAUUGUGCGACGAAUUAGCGACAUCACCCGAGAGGUGGACAUUGCGGUGCACACGUUGUGCAGCUAUCCGGAAAUGAAUAAUCCCAUCAAAAUGGAGGUGGGCAUCGAGGAUUGUCUGCACAUCGAAUUCGAAUACAACAAGAGCAAAUAUCACUUGAAGGACACGAUCAUUGGGAAAAUCUAUUUUCUGCUCGUACGCAUCAAGAUCAAACACAUGGAGAUUGCGAUCAUAAAACGCGAAUCCACCGGCACCGGACCGAAUGUCUUCAACGAGAACGAAACAAUUGCCAAAUACGAGAUUAUGGACGGAGCACCGGUGAAGGGUGAAAGUAUUCCGAUACGUGUAUUCCUCGCUGGCUAUAAUCUUACGCCCACGAUGCGGGACAUUAACAAGAAGUUUUCGGUUAAGUAUUUCUUGAAUCUGGUGCUCAUGGACACCGAAGAUCGUCGCUACUUCAAGCAACAGGAGAUUACAUUGUGGCGCAAAGCGGACAUCCCACGCUAUCAUGUUGCCCAGCAACAACAGCAGCAGCAGCAACACCAGCAGCACCAACAGCAACAACAGCAUCUGCAUCAGCAGUCGCAUCAUCAGCAACACCAACAUGUGCCGUUGCAUGCGCCGCCGCACUUGGUCAGCGGUCCAGCGGCGCCCACAGUGGCCCACUCGCUGAUCGCCGAGCAAGCUGCUCAGGCUGCAGCAGCGGCCGCUGCUGCCGGCGACAGCAAGCUGGCAACAACAACAACAACAGGAACAGCAGACGGCGCCGGUGAGUCCAAGAUGGGUCUGUUUACACGCGAGAGUCCGAAUCAGGAGUUUAGCCAACAGCAGCUCGAUUCACCGCUGCCCAACUCACCAUCGACGCCGCCACCGACGUCGUCGUUGUCAGCUGUUGAUGAUGACGAUAAUGGCGAAAGGGAACGUGGCAUUGGCGAUGGUGCUGCAGCGGCCACAACGAGCGCCUCGCCUGUGGCCAUGUUGUCCAGCACGCCGCCGCCAUUACCAACUGCAGGAGGAGGAGGCGGAGGAGUAACUGGAGCGGCGAGCGAUGAUGCAGUUGCGGCUGCUGGCGAGGAGCGACAACUGCUUGCUGAGGAUGAGGAGGAGGAGGAGGAACUGACGGAUGUUGCGUUGCCAUCGCCGCCAGCGCCAUCACCAGCGCCCACUGCAGCAGUAGCAGCAGCAGCAGCCAAGAAGACGACGAAUGUGGCGCCGUUGAGUGCGGAUUAAAAAUCACGUUUAUCAAACAACAGCAAGAUCAACAACAACUACAUAUAUUUAACAACAACAACACAGCAACAACAGCAAAAUAUGCAUAUAUAUUUUUUUAAAACACAACAGCGUUAAUUUACAAAUUGUUACGAUAAUGUUUUUAUUGAGGUUAUGCGCGCACAUAAAAAAAAGAAAAGGAAAAUCACUUUGCAGAAUGCGUUUCUGUUUUCGAGAACACCCCACAAAAAGAAAGAGAAAAGAAGCAGCGCUUAAAUACUCUCCCUCUCUCGCUCGCACACACCUAUAAGCUUAGCUCUAUUUCGGCAAAUUGUAAUCACGAGAAAUUAUUAUAUUAUAUAUACAGAUAUAUAUAUAACGCUAUUGAGUAUUUGUUGUGAUCCCAACUCAUUCCUUUCCCUUUUCUCCUCAUCCCCAAAACGCUACUUUUUGGAAAAUUGAAUUUUUCAAUUUUGUUUAGCGAAAAGCAUAAAACAAUUCAAGAACAAAAUGCUUUCUAAAAGUAAAUAAUAAUGAAAAUAAAGCAAAUCGCAGCGUAGGCAUAACUAAAAUUAAAUAAAAAUUAGAGAAUAUAUUAUAUAAAAAAAAACAAAACAAAAUAGAAAACAAGAAAAUACAAAAAGAAAACGAAGCUGCCCGGAGUUGUUCUGAGUGCGCCUAGAAAAAAACA